AUUGAAUUAUUUUCAAAAUCUUGUCUGCGGAUUAAGUAGCUCAUAAUCUCGUUAUGGCAAUGCCGAUGUCGAACAUGGCCGGACCACCACCUGGUGUGCUACCGCCGGCUGCCAUUGGGACUUCAGGGCUUCAAUAUCUGGCGCAGAUGAAUGAAGUUCGAAUUAACCAACAGGUAGAGAUUGCUGAAGUAAUGACGGGUAUCGACAUGGCGAACAGGUACCAAGUGUUGGAUGGCGGAAAUAGACUUAGUUACUUUGUUUACGAAGAGUCGGAAUGCUGCAAUCGUGUGUUUUGUAAAGAAAAUCGAGGAUUCAUUAUGCAUAUGAUGGACAAUACAAACCAAGAAGUUCUCAGAAUGGAGCGUAUUUUCAGGUGCUGUACUGGUUGUUGUUGGUUCAAGAGUUGCGGCCACAUCCUUGAUAUCACCGCUAAUGGCGUUCCACUUGGAUUGGUGCGACAAAGUCAAUACUGCCUUCAGCCUAAACUAUCCAUCGAGAACUCUAGUGGACAAGAAUUGUAUCAUAUUGAAGGACCAAUGUGUGUUUGCCAUGGUCCUUGCUGUUUCGGUGAUGUACCAUUCAACGUUUUUGCCUCUGGUAGUUCCGCUGAGCCUGUUGCUUGUAUAUCACGAGUCCAUGCUGGAUGCGCUCAAGAAAUGUUUUCCAAAGCUAAUCACUUCAAGAUCGUGUACCAGCAAAAUCUAGAUCUCAAUUCUCGAGCUCUUAUUUUCUCUGCAACUUUUCUAUUAGACAUGAUGUUUUUUGAGCAUGAUAAAUAAAAGUCGGUAUAGUUUAAAAACUGUUUAAAAU
Messenger RNA from Styela clava, 810 nucleotides. Its product is annotated as phospholipid scramblase 1-like. The record is from RefSeq and is a predicted model, not a curated record. Gene Ontology annotation, molecular function: phospholipid scramblase activity. Gene Ontology annotation, cellular component: plasma membrane. Lineage: Eukaryota; Metazoa; Chordata; Ascidiacea; Stolidobranchia; Styelidae. Gene Ontology annotation, biological process: plasma membrane phospholipid scrambling.